UAGAAAUAGCUUUUAAAGGCGAGUAAAGCACACGCUUCUCUAAAACCCCGCCAGAAUCUCAAUUUCUUUCCCGCCAUAUUAAUUCGCCGGAAUAUGUAACCAGAUACAGUGCUAAUAUUAUCGCUAAACUAUACAGCAACUGAGCAUUAAUCCAAAAAUGGAGGAAGAUAACAAGCUACCCGAACUCAAGCUAGAUGCUAAACAAGCCCAAGGGUUUCUAACUUUCUUCAAAACCCUACCUCAUGACCCUAGAGCAGUUCGGGUAUUCGAUAGGCGGGACUAUUACACAUCACAUGGUGAAAAUGCAGCCUUUAUUGCAAAGACAUAUUACCAUACAACUACUUCUUUGCGACAAUUAGGUGGACCUGAUGGUCUUUCGAGUGUGAGUAUUAGCAAGAAUAUGUUUGAAACAAUUGCCCGCAAUCUCUUGUUGGAAAGAACAGAUCACACGCUUGAGCUCUAUGAGGGCAGUGGAUCCAAUUGGAGACUGGUAAAAAAUGGGACUCCCGGAAAUCUAGGCAGUUUUGAAGAUAUUUUGUUUGCCAACAAUGAAAUGCAGGAUUCCCCUGUGAUUGUUGCAGUCAUUCCAAACUUCCGUGAAAAUGGGUGCACUCUUGGGCUAAGUUAUGUUGAUUUAACAAAGAGAAUUGUGGGAUUGGCUGAAUUUCUUGAUGACAGUCACUUUACAAACUUGGAGUCGGUCUUGGUAGCUCUUGGUUGCAAGGAGUGCCUUUUGCCACCUGAGAGUGGUAAAUCCAGUGAAUAUAGAACUUUGCAUGAUGCAUUGACUAGAUGUGGAGUGAUGGUAACUGAGAGAAAGAAAAAUGAAUUUAAAACAAGGGAUUUGGUGCAGGAUCUUGGUAGGCUUGUCAAAGGUUCGAUUGAACCAGUUCGAGAUUUAAUUUCUGGGUUUGAAUGUGCACCGGGUGCUUUAGGGGCAUUACUAUGUUACGCAGAACUACUUGCAGAUGAAAGCAAUUACGGGAAUUAUACACUCAGAGAGUACAACCUUGACAGCUAUAUGAAAUUAGAUUCUGCUGCCAUGAGGGCUCUUAAUGUCCUUGAGAGCAAAACUGAUGCAAACAAAAAUUUCAGUCUAUUUGGUCUUAUGAAUAGAACCUGUACUGCUGGGAUGGGAAAAAGGUUGCUUCAUAUGUGGCUAAAACAGCCUUUACUAGAUGUAAAGGUAAUCAACACCAGACUGGACUUGGUACAGGCUUUUGUAGAGGAUGCUGCACUUCGCCAAGAUCUGAGGCAGCAUUUCAAAAGAAUUUCAGAUAUUGAGCGACUAGUGAACAAUAUUGAGAAGAAAAAAGCUGGUUUGAAGCAUGUUGUGAAACUUUAUCAGUCAAGCAUACGAAUUCCAUAUAUAAUAGGCGUUUUGGAACGCUAUGAUGGACAAUUUUCGUCCUUGAUCAAGGAAAGGUAUUUGGAUACCUUUGAGUCAUUAACCGAUGAUGAUCACUUGAAAAAGUUCAUUGCUCUUGUAGAAACAUCUGUUGACCUUGAUCAACUUGAGAGUGGGGAGUAUAUGAUUUCACCAAGUUAUGACCCUGCACUAUCGGCUUUGAAAGACGAACAAGAGUCGGUGGAACUCCAAAUAUACAAUUUGCAUAAACGAAUUUCACAAGAUCUUGAUCUUCCACAAGAUAAAGGUUUAAAAUUAGAUAAAGGAACGCAAUUUGGACAUGUCUUCAGGAUUACAAAGAAAGAAGAGCCAAAAAUAAGGAAACAGCUAACAACCCAAUUUAUUGUCCUAGAAACCCGAAAGGAUGGGGUCAAAUUCACAAACACAAAACUUAAGAAGUUAGGAGACCAAUACCAAAGAAUAGCCGAUGAGUACACGAGUUGUCAAAAAGAGAUUGUUAAUCGGGUUGUUCGAACUGCAGCAACUUUUUCUGAGGUGUUUGAGUCUUUAGCUGGCAUGAUAUCUGAGCUUGAUGUCUUACUCAGUUUUGCUGAGUUGGCUUCAAGCUGCCCAACACCUUAUACAAGACCAAUCAUCACUCUAUCAAAUGUUGGAGAUAUUAUAUUAGAAGAAAGUAGACAUCCUUGUGUGGAAGCUCAAGACUGGGUGAAUUUUAUACCAAACAACUGUAAACUUGUCAGGGGAGAGAGUUGGUUCCAAAUAAUUACAGGGCCUAAUAUGGGUGGGAAAUCUACAUUUAUUCGGCAAGUUGGAGUUAUUAUUCUAAUGGCACAAGUUGGUUCCUUUGUUCCUUGUGGCAAGGCUAGCAUUUCAGUUCGUGAUUGCAUUUUUGCUCGUGUUGGUGCUGGGGAUUGCCAACUACGAGGAGUUUCUACCUUUAUGCAAGAGAUGCUUGAAACUGCUUCAAUUCUGAAAGGUGCUACAGAAAAUUCAUUGGUGAUCAUUGAUGAGUUGGGAAGAGGGACGUCAACCUAUGAUGGGUUUGGUUUAGCAUGGGCCAUAUGCGAACACUUAAUUCUAGAGAUUAAAGCACCUAGCUUAUUUGCAACCCACUUUCAUGAACUGACUGCUUUAGCUGAUGAAAAAGCUGAUCCUCUUAUGAAGCAAAUUACCGGCGUAGCAAACUAUCACGUCAGUGCACACAUUGACUCAUGCAAUCGCAAGCUGACUAUGUUAUACAAGGUUGAACCAGGGGCAUGUGAUCAAAGUUUUGGCAUACAUGUUGCAGAAUUUGCAAACUUCCCUGAAAGUGUUGUAGCGCUUGCUCGAGAAAAGGCAGCCGAGUUGGAAGAUUUCUCACCUAAUGCUAUUGUUUCAAAUGAUGUCGCAGAGAAGGUGGGAUCCAAACGAAAGACACAACAUGACCCUGAGGAUAUGUCGAAGGGUGCAGCUCGAGCUCACCAAUUUCUGAAAGAGUUUUCUGAUAUGCCAUUAGAGAAUAUGGAUCUGAAGGAGGCUAUGCAGAAAGUAAAGAAGCUAAAGAAUGAGUUGGAGAAGGAUGCAGGAAACUGCCAGUGGCUCAAGCAAUUCUUCUAGUUGUUUCUUGCAACACAGGCACUACUUUUGCAAGCUUUAUUAGAGCAUGAGACAGGUCAAAAUUGCUUCACUUCCACAGCCAUUUUGAUUAACAAGAUAAGAAAGCGCCUCUAUCUUUAUAAGAACACCUUGUUUUGUGGACGUAAGAAGUCUUGAAUGGUGCACACGCCUCCGUUAUUUUCAGGUCCUUCGUAAUUUUUCUAUGUAUCAUUUUGUAGCUGAAAAAUGUAGAAGGUGAUGUGAUUUUGGGGGCUGAGUUCUCAGAUUGGCUCACCAGCUCCCUGUUUUGCUAAAAGCUCACCUGUCUAGUUCUGUAAAUUAUAUUUUUCUUUCAAAUAUAGUAUUUCUUUUAAUUAAUAA
This is a messenger RNA of Mercurialis annua (annual mercury), 3325 nucleotides long. Its product is annotated as DNA mismatch repair protein MSH2. The coding region runs from base 158 to 2965 and encodes 935 amino acids. Gene Ontology annotation, cellular component: MutSalpha complex; nucleus. Gene Ontology annotation, biological process: mitotic recombination; mismatch repair. Lineage: Eukaryota; Viridiplantae; Streptophyta; Magnoliopsida; Malpighiales; Euphorbiaceae. The record is from RefSeq and is a predicted model, not a curated record. The transcript has 13 exons. Gene Ontology annotation, molecular function: ATP-dependent DNA damage sensor activity; mismatched DNA binding; ATP binding.